Molecule: messenger RNA, 1818 nt
Organism: Cryphonectria parasitica EP155
Lineage: Eukaryota; Fungi; Ascomycota; Sordariomycetes; Diaporthales; Cryphonectriaceae
Exons: 2
Coding region: 1-1818 (605 amino acids)
Source: RefSeq, a predicted model, not a curated record
AUGUCAUGCAACAAGCAGACCUUUGUGCAGCCCAAGGCCUAUGGCUUCAAAGGCACCACGGCAACCCCGACCACGAGCAAGGCCAUCGACAAGAUCCGUGAGGCCGACAGGCGUGUACCUUCAGCUCGUUCUCAGCGAAAGGGCUCACCUGUGAUACUUCGCCAGCCCAUUAGAGAGCGUGGUCGGCAUGAGGUCACCUCUUUCACGGCCACCGAACCGAACGAUAAGGAAGAGACAACAACAACAGCCACCUUGAAUAAUCAUCGGGCGGACAAACCCAAUCACCCACCCUCAACUCGUACUAAGCGCAAAGCCGCACCUGUUAUCCUCCUCGAACCCACUACGAAGCGAGAACGGCUUGUAGCUACAUCUUUGGCUGUCGCGCCACAGCAUAGCAAGCAAAAGCCCACCACGAUGGCCACGUCCAAGAAGCGUUGUGCCGAACAGCCUUGGUGGUCUGCCGAAUUGAAGCGCGCGUUCCCAUCACACAACGUAGUCAAGGCUCCGAAGCGUCGUGUUCAGAAGAAAACUGUGCUAACGGAAGGGCUGGUGGAUGCUCGCAACAGCCAGGCUCUGGACAUGUACUCGAAGCCUGUGAUGGGUGACCCGAAGGCUCUGAAACAGCUUGCCGACUUCCAGUGUAGCUGUCGACAGCCUGGUGCUCCAAGAUGCUACUGCGCUUGGUGCGCGGGUGAUUUCGCCGGUCCACCCAAGCAGGGCACAGGAAGCCCUUGGGUUGACGUCAAGAGUCUGAUCCCGUCCCAUCUCAAACCCAAAGAGCUCUCGGACCUCAAGAUGAGCUCCAGAAAGAUCGCCCAUGUGUCUGGUGAAGCCGACAAGUCCAGACCUCUUGGUGCGCGCCUCGUUCCGGAUGGCUUCUUCUGUGAUCGCUGCCAGACCAUCCAUCGACCCACCGCCUUCAUCCCGUCGUGCUACAAUGACCAAAACUUCAGCUCCCUCUCAGGAGUGCCCACUUUCAACCUCGGGCGCCUUCUGGCAAAGACCAUUGCUCUGGGUCAGUGCGACAGCGACGAAGCCAAGCUGGUUCUCAAUUCCAUGAGCACUCGAUCCUUCAGGGCGACCAAAUUGCCCGAGGCGGGCCUGAAAAUCUUGGCCGAGACUUCUCACGAGGCGAAACUUGUCAACGGCCAGCUCAUGGUCAAGACACAGGUCGUGGUGUGGCCCGACCCGAUCAGCAAUGAUGUCUUUGCAAGGUUUACGGCCUCGACUCCAUGUUGGAAGUUUCCCCUCGAUCCUUUGACCCGCUCCAUUCACUCUACCAUCUCUGAGGAGAUGGCUCUGGCAACAGGACAAAUGGACAAGGAGGGUCACCUGAAGUUAGCCGAGCCUGGCCUCAUGGAUGCGGUCCAGUACCUCCAAACCAACCAGGGCAUGGUCUACUGCUGCGAGGAUGCCCACACGGACUAUAGCUUCGGUGUGGUCAACACCGAUCUCAUGGAUAAGUGUAUCGUCCUCACUGCCUGGAAAGAUUACGGCGGCUUUGGCCAAGAGCAGCCUCGCAAGUGGUUAACACACGUUUCGGCCAAAUCCCUGCGGAAACACGAGCUCAGGGUGAGUGUUCCUCCCAGACGCCAGCCGCUGGGCCAUGCGGGCAUCGCGAGUAAGUUUGAGGGACAAGCGCUGGGCAUGAAGUGCAACAUGAAGUACGGGCCUGUGCUCGAAGACGAUGACAUGCUGCGACUGCUGCAGGUCAAAUGGGCAAUGGAGGGCCUGGGGGGUGAUGAGAACGCUCGGGGCGCUGAGGAUGGUCACGAUGACGAUAAGGACGACGACCUGUGGGGCUCGGGUGAAGACUGA